Molecule: messenger RNA, 1091 nt
Organism: Protopterus annectens (West African lungfish)
Lineage: Eukaryota; Metazoa; Chordata; Ceratodontiformes; Protopteridae
Product: leucine zipper transcription factor-like protein 1
Exons: 5
Coding region: 531-1091 (186 amino acids)
Biological process (GO): negative regulation of protein localization to cilium
Cellular component (GO): cytoplasm
Source: RefSeq, a predicted model, not a curated record
GUUCGACAGUUAUGAGUUUAGUUAAUAUUAUAAAAAGUGGUUCCUUCUUCCGAUUGUACUACUGCUAGCAACAGGCAGAGUAAACAAGUGAAAAGAAUAACACGCUGGGAAAGAAAACUACAAAAAUGGAGGUUUCAGAAGACAGAAAAGACAUACCGUGUUGAAUGUACAUACGUACAUAAAACAAACAUGCUGUGUUAAGUUCCUACAGAUACUUCACACAUCUUCAAAAAACAUUACUCCUUAAGUCAUACCAAGAACCAGAAAGUAUGCCCUAAAGCUAACACGCAAACAAAUAAUCAAUAAGUAAGCCUACAGCAUGCUCGCGGGCGCAUACUCUGUGACACGCUACGUAAUCUUCAUAUAUAUGGAUCGUUUCAGCAACCUUUGAUUAUUAUUGGUUCUUAGUGCUGCAGUGACCAUGGAAACGGAAACUGAUUCAGCCCAUGUUUAUAAUGGUCGUCCGGCAACAGCGCUUUUGAUUGUUUAAUUUAAGGGGAAACAGGAUUAAAGCUAUUCCUGAGAAGUAAAUGAAAAUGUCUGAGCUUGGGUUGAAUGAUCACCACCAGAAUGAGGUCCUUAAUUAUAUGCGUUUUGCCCGAACAAAAAGUGCACUGAAACUUAAAACAGUUGAUUCAUGCUUUCAGGACCUCAAGGGCAGCAGAUUGGUGGAAGAAACCUUUACUGUGGAUGAAGUAACAGAAAUGCUAGAAGGGCUGCAGGCUGUAGUUCACAGUGAAGUAGAAUCUGAACUCAUCAAUACCUCACAUACCAAUGUGUUACUAUUACGUCAGCUCUUUUCUCAAGCUGAGAAGUGGUAUUUAAAGCUGCAGACUGACAUAUCUGAGCUGGAAAAUAGAGAGCUGUUGGAGCAAAUUGCAGAGUUUGAAAAAACAGAGCCUGCAUGUGCACCCAAAAAGAGUUCUCUUCAGCUUGCACUAUACACUCAUGAUAAAUCUUCACUCAAAGAAAUACAAGUCACUUUAUGUGCUGCAGCAGCAGACAGUAAGGAUGUAGCACUGAAAGUGCAAGUUCCUGUAGAGUUUGGCUCUGUCAUGAAGGUUAAAUGUUCAAUCCUGACCUGCGGCUAA